UAUAUCAUGGGAGCAACGCUGUCUCCUGCCAAUACAAAUAAUCUGGCGACGGUAUCCAAAUUCUCUAGCUGUUCCGCCGCAGAGGUCGCGGUCUACACCCUCGGAAUCAGUAACGUAUUCCGUUCCACUUGUCUGCUUCCACCUGAUAAUGCAUUCUUCGUGAAUUUGUGUAAAGGAUUUAGAGGGACGACGCCUGUAACACUAAACGAGCAAUGCAAGAGAGCAUUUGGACCAAGUAGUACCCUAGCCUUAACAUGGCCAUCUCAGCAAAACGAUGUACAAUUCCUUCAAAACAACUAUGUUACUAGUUGUGUGAGAGGAGCAACUGGGGCGGCUCCGUAUACCAUUUGGUGUAAUAUCGGCAACAACCAAAUUUCGCAAGUAAGCGAAGUUAUGAUGGGGACCAAAUGCGUUAAUGCAAAUCGACAAAUGGAUCCAAACAAUGUUUGCUACCACGGUGUGUGCACUUCUUUGUCAAUUUGCAACACAAACAAUCAACCUCCACCGACGACACCAUCACCACCUACAAAUCAACCGCCACCUACAAAUCAACCACCACCUACAAAUCAACCACCACCUACUCGAACGACCAAAGGAGUGGCCACAGCGUGCCCGUGUACAAGCACCGAUUGUUGCCGCCAAGUUUGGCGGACAGGUGGGAGGAGGUCGACUUCGUGCUGCCCGGGGUGCAGACUUCGUUCUGAUACCUGGGGCAGAGACUGUUACUACCCGUAAUAUCUCAACAGGAUAAUGAGGAAGAAGACACAUAUAUGGAGAAAUGUGAAACUAUGUUUGUUUUAUUUUAAAAUGAUAACAGAUGGUACCGUUUCACACUCGGAAUCCACACCCUAUAUGAUUUUAAUGUAUAACCUAACCUGUAUAUUUUAUAGCUAUGCAUUGUAUACACGUGUGCGAUUUUCCAUCAGAUUUAUAAGUAUCUUGAACAUAAUGUGUUUUCUCAACCAAUUAGCAUACCUAUGUUUAAGACGAAGCAUUGCUUGGUUAUUACUACUGUAUACAUUUCCAGCUGUUGAUAGAUGUCUAUGCAGCAAUCAUAGUUAUACGACCUGUGAAUAUUCAAUAUUAAAAUGAUAAAAGAAUUGUGCUAUAUACAGGAAAUAAUAAUCAAGAAUAAUCAUAAAUCAAGAAAGUAUGUGGUGAUUACGGGUUCAGUCAUGUCUUUAACAGUGUUCAUGAUAUUAAUGUUAAACAUUUAAUCCCAU
Dreissena polymorpha is the source of this 1223-nucleotide messenger RNA. RefSeq lists its product as uncharacterized. The transcript has 4 exons. The coding region runs from base 7 to 735 and encodes 242 amino acids. Lineage: Eukaryota; Metazoa; Mollusca; Bivalvia; Myida; Dreissenidae. The record is from RefSeq and is a predicted model, not a curated record.